Messenger RNA from Anisakis simplex (herring worm), 501 nucleotides. The record is from the annotation of a GenBank genome assembly. Lineage: Eukaryota; Metazoa; Nematoda; Chromadorea; Rhabditida; Anisakidae.
AUGCUCAAUCUCCAGAAACGAAUAAAUGGUGUUGAUGAAGACAAAGCCUACUUGGGUACACGCAUUUCAAUUAGAGACAAGCUGCUAGCGCAAGAAAUACAAGAACUGGAAUCGAGUCUGAAGAAAAUGACAACUUGUAAACUUCAUUUUCCAUCAACAUCAGCUCUUCAUCAGAUGGAAUUAACGGUGACGCCAUCUGAAGGAAUUUAUAAGGGAGGAUCAUUCAAGUUCUCUAUAAACGUUCCACCAGAAUACAACAACGUUCCCCCGGUAGUGAAGUGCUUAACACGUGUGUGGCAUCCGAAUAUCACAGAGGAUGGUGCCAUUUGUCUUUCAUUGCUACGUCAAAACAGUCUUGACGGUUAUGGUCCGAACAGUUUAUUCACGGAUCUGAUUGAUUUCGACGACGCAUUGAACGCGCAAGCUGCACAGCAGUGGUCUACGAAUAGGGAUGCAUUUGUGUCAAAAGUACGUGAAUACAUCAUCAGAUUCUGUCGGUAG